Messenger RNA from Ostertagia ostertagi, 606 nucleotides. NCBI's taxonomy places the organism in Eukaryota, Metazoa, Nematoda, Chromadorea, Rhabditida, Trichostrongylidae. The record is from the annotation of a GenBank genome assembly.
AUGGAUGAUCUCUCUAUUAAGACUCUCGGAGAAUGUCGUAUGAUGAUCGGUCCUCCGCUAUUUCAACACGUCGGCAAAGUUUCGUCACUUCCAGGAAAAGCUCAGAAACUGAAAGAAAGUUAUUUUGAAAAGCACAGUUUCAAGUCAAAUCGUGGGAAUCCACCGGCACAUGUUACAUCUUCAAUGAAACACUAUUUGCGCCAUACUGCGCAAGCAGGAUACAAUAAUCAUGGAUUCAUGUGGUUUUCUGAAGUCGAUGCCAAUGACUACGUGAGAAUCGAGUUCGACAAGCCCGUUAAAAUCGUCGGGAUCCUCAUAAUCAGUGGUGUCGCACCGGCGCCACUUGAUCAAUUCGGACCCGAAACGGAGGUCUACGUUAAUAUCGGAAUCUUCGAGGAAGAGCGGAAAUGGAUAAAUUUGCUCAAAACAGGAGACUUCGUAGACAUUGAAUGGACGGAAGAAGUGCAGACGGCUGAAUUGCGAUCACUCGGCUUCGAAGGAAUCUGGUUAUCGUCGCGACACCGCUUUUUGAGAUAUCCUUCGGACGUGCGAGACGGAAUUCCCAAAGGUCACCUGCACGAGACUCAUUCUAUUCCCAUAUUGUGA